This is a messenger RNA of Porites evermanni, 504 nucleotides long. Lineage: Eukaryota; Metazoa; Cnidaria; Anthozoa; Scleractinia; Poritidae. The record is from the annotation of a GenBank genome assembly.
UUGGUAACAGCUCAGCAUGUACCAGGCAAAUUGAACACAGUGGCAGACUCUGAAUCGAGGGUGUUCAACGACAGCAGAGAGUGGAAAAUUGACCUGUUUGCUUCUUAACCUCCCGGCUCCCCAAAUACGUGAGCUGGCGCCUGGACCCAGAGGUAUUACUCGCGGACGCCCUGACAAUAAACUGGACAACCUUCAUGGGUUACGCCUUUUCACCCUUCCACUUUAUCCUGGCUGUACCGAGCAAAGUGUCUUGCGACUAGGCAGACAUCAUAUUUGUUGCGCCUCUCUGGAAAGCACAGCCUUGGUGCCACCUCUCCUGGGUCUUCUGGUCGAUCAUCCAGUCCUUCUUCCCAGCACGAGACACCUUCUAACAGACCCCGGGAGCCCCCAAAAUAUACAUCCAAUGUUUCACCUAUUACACUUAGCCGUGUUUCACAUUUCCGGGGACAGUACCAGGCAAUGGGACUUUCUAACGACGUUAUUGUCACUGUAGCGAGACUUUAA